This is a messenger RNA of Eupeodes corollae, 1807 nucleotides long. Its product is annotated as solute carrier family 25 member 35-like. NCBI's taxonomy places the organism in Eukaryota, Metazoa, Arthropoda, Insecta, Diptera, Syrphidae. The transcript has 4 exons. The record is from RefSeq and is a predicted model, not a curated record. The coding region runs from base 789 to 1721 and encodes 310 amino acids.
GUAUGUCAAUUGUACAGAUUCUGAACUGUCACUGUCACGGUAUCUUGCAGAUUAGACUACAAUUUUCAUUGACUUAUUAUACUUCUAGUAUGUAAAUGAAGAAGAAGAUUUUAGUUUAAAACAAUCAACGGCGGAAGGUGUUUCACUAGAAAAGACAACACACUCUACCUAAGCCGCUAAACAUGGAUCGGAUGUCUUAAAACAAUGACAUAUUUGUGCGUGAAUUUUGAUUGUGGAUAGGUCAAAAUUAUAGUGUUAACCUAAUCAAAAUUAUAACAUUUUGCUGAUACUAUUUUUAAUACAAAUUAACCUUCGUUUCUGAAUAAAGUUUUAUUAUCAAUCAAAUUAUCCCGAAGAGUAUAAUUAACAAAUUAAGUGAUACAAUUUUUGUACAUAUAAAGUGUUAGUUUAAAUUUAUAAUAGUCAAACACGCUUUAUUCAUAUUUCUUAGUUGUAAUAUAAGUGUUUCGAUUUGAAAUUUUCCAUUUCUUACAUAAUUUUGCAUCGAGAUAGUGCAAAAACGUGACUAAAUGUGCUAUUACGUUGAUUAAUGUCAAUUAUUUCGGGUGUUGCACUAUAUUAUUUUUAUUUACGAAUUUUGCAGUUCUUAAAAUAAAUACGCGCGUCGUUCACACUGUCGUGUGUUUCUUUUCAUUUUUGAAUAAUAUAGAUAUAUGUUAUGACCUAAUGGCACUUUACCGGUUCUUCGUACUGUCGCGUCAGUUUGUUUGUAAAUAAAACAGAGCUUUAACAAUAUCAAAAAAGCUCCCAUUAAAUUAGAAGAAGAUAUGGAUUAUCUUUUGGGUGGUACAGCUGCCAUGUGCGCUGGAUUAUUUAGUAAUCCGUUAGAUGUGAUAAAAACCCGCCAACAAUUACAAGGUGAACUCCAAACUACCAAAGAAACUAAACAACCCUAUAGAGGAGUCUAUCAAUCUAUUCGUUCCAUUAUCAAAGCCGAAGGAGUAUGGGGCCUACAAAAAGGUCUCGGAGCUGCUCUUACAUUUCAAUUUGUCCUCAACAGUUCCCGAUUGGGAUUUUAUCAAACCGUUGAAGACUGGAAUUGGACAAAAUUAGAUAAAGACAAAUCACAUCAUUCACCGCCUCUUUGCGUGUUUUGGGGUGGAGUAUCUGGUAUUCUAGGAUCAGCGCUGGGCUGUCCGUUUUAUAUGAUAAAAACUCAGUUGCAAGCACAAUCUGUCGGGAAAUAUGCUGUAGGCUAUCAGCAUCAUCAUAAGAACACAAUCUUUGCUCUGGUCAAUAUUGUCAAAGAACAAGGCUAUUUUGGAUUGUGGCGUGGUUUCUCGGGAAUCGUACCACGAACUGCUGUCGCAUCUUCUGCACAACUUGGAACUUUUUCAUCGUGCAAAGAUAUUCUUGUGCAGUAUGAAGUUUUUCAAAAUUCCUUUCUUUUGACGGCAAUGGGGGCGAGUAUGGUGAGUGGUUUCUUUGCUGUUGUUUGUAUGACACCUUUUGAUGUUGUUGCAACAAGAAUGUUUAAUCAAGGAGUUGAUAAAAAUGGAAAAGGACUUAUGUAUAAAAAUAUUUUCGAUUGUUUCGAAAAAACUUUCCGUUAUGAAGGCCUAAAAGGUCUGUAUAAAGGUUUUGUACCUAAUUAUUGGCGGAUGGCUCCACACACGAUACUUAAUUUAACAUUUUGGGAACAAUUUAAAAGAUGGAAAAAUAUUUACCUAGCCGAAGAAGGAGCUGUUUACUUUGAAUAAAUCAAAAUCAAUGUGGUGUUAAAAUGUGAACAUACAUAACUGUGCGGGUACAAAGUAUUGCAAUAAAGUUUAAGAAUAUUUUAGAA